AUGGCUCUGCUCGACAAGCUGCCGGGGGACCAUCUCAACCUCUACAUCGGGGGCCUCUUCACCCUCCGCCGCCGCGACGCCCUCCGCACCGCCAACAUCACCCAUGUCCUCUCCGUCCUGCGCCUACCUCUCGACAAGGCCCUCUUCGACCCCUUCCACCACAUGGUCGUCGAGGUCGAUGACGUCGACGACGAGGACCUGCUCCACCACUUCCCCAAUGUCAUCCGCUUCAUCCAGGCUGGCCUUGACGCCGGUGGUGGCGUCCUCGUGCACUGUGCCAUGGGCAAGUCCCGCUCCGCGACAUGUGUCAUGGCUUACCUGAUGCACAAGUACCGCAUAUCUCCCGCCGAGGCCCUCUCUCACGUGCGCCUGGCCCGCUCAAUCUGCGAGCCUAACGACGGUUUCAUGAAACAGCUCGAGAUCUACCACCGCAUGAACAUGACUGACAACGUCGACGAAUCCCCCGAGUACCAGCGCUGGGUGUACCAGCGCGAGGUCGAGUUCAGCCGCGCGUGUGGCCAAGCCCCCGAGGCGGACAAGAUCCGGUUCGAGGAUGAGCACAACAAGGAAGCCCAGGCUGAGCUUGAGCUGCGGUGCCGUAAAUGCAGGCGCCCUUUGGCGACCUCGGCUUUCAUCACCCAACACCCUUCGGGCGAUCAUGCCGGCGCGAGGCCCGUCGCCUCCAACUGCUCUCACUACUUCAUCGACCCGCUGUCCUGGAUGAGGCCCGAGCUCGAGCAAGGGAAGCUGGACGGCCGAUUCGAGUGCCCCAAAUGCAGGACCAACGUCGGAAAGUACGCGUGGCAAGGCAUGAGAUGCAACUGCGGCGACUGGGUAGUCCCCGCUAUCAGCUUGGCCAAGGGACGGAUAGAUGAAGUGCGCAAGCGCGCUGGCACCACCGAGCAAGCCGCGGGCAUCAGACGGCCUCCGGGCCUCGCGCCCACCGCACCCUCAGGUGCCGAGACAAGCAACAAACCCCCGGGCUUGGGCAAUCUGUAG
Aplosporella prunicola CBS 121167 is the source of this 999-nucleotide messenger RNA. RefSeq lists its product as uncharacterized. Gene Ontology annotation, cellular component: nucleus. The record is from RefSeq and is a predicted model, not a curated record. Lineage: Eukaryota; Fungi; Ascomycota; Dothideomycetes; Botryosphaeriales; Aplosporellaceae. The transcript is spliced from 4 exons. Bases 1 to 999 code for a protein of 332 amino acids. Gene Ontology annotation, biological process: protein dephosphorylation. Gene Ontology annotation, molecular function: protein tyrosine/serine/threonine phosphatase activity.